Molecule: messenger RNA, 3292 nt
Organism: Macrobrachium nipponense
Lineage: Eukaryota; Metazoa; Arthropoda; Malacostraca; Decapoda; Palaemonidae
Product: tRNA (cytidine(32)/guanosine(34)-2'-O)-methyltransferase-like
Exons: 7
Coding region: 280-1308 (342 amino acids)
Biological process (GO): tRNA methylation; cytoplasmic translation
Cellular component (GO): cytoplasm
Molecular function (GO): tRNA methyltransferase activity
Source: RefSeq, a predicted model, not a curated record
CUUGUGUUUUAUGUAAACAUAAUCUCGAAUUGUGUGAUAUUUUAAGUUCUCACCGACACAAGAGCAAUAGCUAUAUUGUUCGGACAGGUUGUCUUGUGUUUUAGGUAAAAUUUCAUAAGUACAAACUUGUCCUUAGGUAAUUUCAGUUCUUUCUAUUAUUGAAUAAAAUUUUGGGGCAAAAGAGUAUAAGUACAUUAUUGUGAAGUAAUAUCAGAAGGACACACUCAAGAAAACAAGUCUCUAGAAACAACAGAGAAUCGUUGUAAUAACAGAAAGAAAAUGGGUCGCAGUUCCAAAGACAAACGUGAUGUUUAUUAUCGUCUUGCCAAAGAGGAAGGCUGGAGGGCAAGAAGUGCUUUUAAGCUCAUCCAGAUUAAUGAAGAAUUCAAUAUUUUUGAAGGUGUAACUCGAGUUGUGGAUUUGUGUGCUGCUCCUGGUAGCUGGAGCCAAGUGUUAUCUCGUACAUUAAGGAGUGCUUCACCAGACCCAGCAAGUGUGAAAAUUGUUGCAGUAGAUUUACAGGCAAUGGCACCUUUACCAGGGGUAGUUCAGAUUCAGGGUGAUAUAACAAAGACCAGUACAGCAGAAGCCAUCAUAAGCCACUUUCAGGGAGAGACUGCACAGUUAGUGGUCUGUGAUGGGGCGCCUGAUGUGACAGGACUGCAUGACCUAGAUGAAUAUGUUCAAGCUCAGUUAUUACUAGCUGCACUGAACAUAACUACUCAUGUGCUAAAGCCAGGUGGAACUUUUGUUGCAAAAAUUUUCCGAGGAAAGGAUGUCACAUUACUUUAUUCACAACUCAAGGUAUUCUUUCGGUACGUCAGUGUAGCAAAACCAAGAUCGUCUAGAAAUUCUAGCAUUGAGUCGUUUGUUGUUUGUAAGGACUAUGGGCCCCCUCCUGGUUAUGUACCAACCAUGGUGAAUCCUUUACUUGAUCACAGCUACCAAGGAUCAUGGCAGGAUUUGGAAGGUGUUAAUAGAGAAAUAGUACCAUUUUUAGCUUGCGGUGAUCUCUCAGCAUAUGAUUCAGAUAUGACAUAUCCUUUACAGACCGAGGAAAGUAAGCCAUAUUCAUAUCUUCCACCAACACAGCCUCCAAUAAGCCCAGCCUACUCAACAGCAAUAGCAAUGAAACGCAUGAACUUACAAGAACCAGCACCUUCCUGUGAUGGCAGUUCUAAUGAAGCAUCUAUAAAUAAAGAAAGGAGUGAGGCAGCAGAAAUUUCAGAAGUUUUGCAGACUGAAGGCAGCACAUGUUCUGAAACUGUAGAUGUUGCUGAAGAAAAAUUACAGCAGUUAAAUAUUUAAGCAUCUUUAUAUGCAGAAACAUUCUAACUUCAUCUUAAUCAUACUAGUAGGGUUGGAGAAUGUAAGUGCUGAUUAAACUUGGGAAGGGCUCUUCCCUUGUCUUACCAGCCACAAUGCCUGCUACUGUCUUGGAUACAUGGUAACAGUAUGCCAAUUGAAGGUUCUGAAAGGAGGGAAUUCCCAGUAAAAUCAGAGUGUAUUUGUGAAACAAAGUAUUUUUAUACAAUUAUUCUCCAUACAGCAACACCUUUUUGUUUUACUCAGAUUACUGAUUAGGUAGCACUUGCCUUUCAUUUGAGAGUUCUGGGUUUGAUCCUGAUGUGAGUUAGCAAUUAAUUUCAAAGAAUCUUACCAAUGAGGCUGUCAUCUUUUGCCUUCUUGUUGUACUCUGUUUAGUGAUAACUGAAGAAUUUGUUUUGUGAGAAUAUGCCAUAGUCCAACAGUGGCCAGCUUUUUAAGUUCCUGGUGUGCCAUCCAAAUGAUGGGAGUCAGGGUUGGGGUUCUGCUCAUCACAAAAAUGACAAAUUUUUAAAAAUAAUUUGUAUCUUUCAUAACAACCAGUAAAACUGCAGUAUUACUAGUAGCUUUCAACAUUGGCAGUUAACACAAAGUAUAAAUUUAACAUUUGGUGAUAAUGAAGCAUGGUUGCAGUUGCUUUAAAGUCAGUAGAGAAAAGCUGAUGUAGGUACCCUUUGUUAUUGUUUGUUUGUAUGGUGCUUUUACAUUGCAUGGAACCAGUGGUUAUUCAGCAAUGGGACCAACGGCUUUACGUGACUUCCGACCACAUCAAGAAUGAACUUCUAUCACCAGAAAUACACCUCUCUCGCUCCUCAAUGGAAUGUCUGAGAAUUGAACCCUCGACCACCGAGGUGGGAUGCCAACGCCAUACCAACCACGCCACUGAGGCGCUCCUUUGUUAUUGACAUGAGAGAAACCAUCUUAAGAUUAGUGGCAAGUAGUUUGAUGUUUGGCUCGUCCACACUGCAAUCCAUUGUUGCUGAGGAUGAACUCUUUACGUUCUGUUCUGUCCAUCCAUUUAGGACCAGGGAGAACUAGGUAGUGGCUGCUGAUGGCUCAGCAGAUGCCCCUACAUGUUCCACAAAAACCCCUAUCUCCUUAGCUCAGGUUCUGCUGCCAGUGAAAUCUGAGCAUCAGCAGGCCUUGAACUUGGGAUCACUACCACUGUGAAGUCCAGAUACUAUUACAAGCUGAGCGCUGAGCUACCACAAAAUAUGGGUUCUGCUUAUGAUUUACUAUUAUCCACACUAUCUGCUCCCUAUAGUAGAUUCAGAAUAAAACAGAAUUUAGGCCAAUGCCAACUGCUGGGACCUAUGAGGUCAUUCAGCACUGAAAGGGAAACUGACAGUAAGGAGGUUUGACAGGAAGAAAACAUUGCAGUUACAAUAUGAAACAAUUGUCAGAGAGGGUGGAGAGUCAGAUGGAAGAAAGAGAAUAUGAACAGCUGUACGGUAAAAGGAAUGAAAGACGUUGCAGCUAGGGACCGAAGGGAAGCUGCAGAGACCCUUAAGUAAUGCCUACAGUGCACCACUUGAGGUGCACUGACAGCACUAACCCUGUGAAGGGCCUACAGUAGGUUUAGGUGUGAAUCUACUGCAGAUAAGUAUGGACUACUUACUAGCCCCCCAAUUAUGUAGUACAAGGAAUUGGUUUAAAGUCCACUCAUGUAAGUUUGAAUUGGCAAAAGAUGGAAAACUCCAUAUUAAUACAUUAUAAUAUAUAUUUUAAUAAAGAUACACUUAUAGUUUCUUUUCGAAUUGUUGUAUUAAUACCAAUACAACAAAAAUUAACAAAAUAUGUAUGUAUAAUAGUACAGCAUAUGUAGUAAUCAUCUACAAAAAAGAAAAAAAUAUGGCUACCUCAUACUCUCUCUCAUACAUACAAAAUUACAUUAUGCAGUACGUAUUGUCAUAUAAGAAAAAAUUAAAUAUUGGCUAGUACACACUUUAAAAUAAAAGUUAAACUG